Molecule: messenger RNA, 1753 nt
Organism: Dendroctonus ponderosae (mountain pine beetle)
Lineage: Eukaryota; Metazoa; Arthropoda; Insecta; Coleoptera; Curculionidae
Gene: DNApol-epsilon58
Product: DNA polymerase epsilon subunit 2
Exons: 8
Coding region: 89-1687 (532 amino acids)
Biological process (GO): DNA-templated DNA replication; error-prone translesion synthesis
Cellular component (GO): epsilon DNA polymerase complex
Molecular function (GO): DNA binding
Source: RefSeq, a predicted model, not a curated record
UUCAAACGUCAGUGUCUGUGAUCAAAGAGCGGUAAAAUGAGGUUACAGGGGUUGUUUUUGUAAAUAUUUCCGAGUAAUUCUGGUUAAAAUGGCCAAUUUGGACAAACUUAAGAAGAAAUUGCAAGGGGCGCUCAAGCUGAGCGGCUUCAGCAUACGAAGGGAGUUCUGUUCACGGUUAGUGGACAGUUUUCUGAGCGCCAACGUGGAUUUAACAGCCCACAGUGUGUUUGAGGAAACUGUAAAGUCGCUCUGUUCAACCCUCGAGGUCCAGUGCCUCUCUGGGCAAAGCAUUGAAAAGGAGCACAUUGACAGGGUUUUAGAAGUUUGCCUGCACUCAGGCUACGAUCACAACGAGACAGUGUUCAGUGUUAUCAACGCCUUCGACUUUCCGAAGCUCUUCUACAACCCCGAGAGGAAGCUUUACCUGCCGAGCCAUAAAAGGCCCACUUUACUGGCAGACGCCGACUCGAAAACCUGCAUGUUUCUUGAUAGGUACACCAAAGUCCUGCACAGGACUAAAAGGACGAUCGCCCAAACCUUGAUGAAUGAGGAGAGGCAUCGAUUGAAGCUGCAAACUGUGGACUAUCUGCUUACCAUUUCAGAAGUCACGAUGGAAAGGACGUUGAUUUUGGGCUCGCUGCUGCAGACAGCCGAAGGCAAAUUCGCCCUGGAAGACCCCACAGGGUUGGUUAAUCUCGAUUUAACACAUGCAGAAUAUCGACCAGGGUUUUACCUGGAAAACUCUCUAGUACUGGUGACUGGCUACUACGAGGACAAGGUGUUGCAUGUGUCCACCAUGAUUAUGCCUACAGGGGAAGACUAUGUUAAUUCAAGGCCGGCGUUUGGGAACUUUAAUUACUUCGGCGGCAAGUCUGCAACCCCCUUGAGAGACUCGAAAAGGCUGAAGCAGCACUUAGUGGGAAACCCUGACGAAAUGUUCGUGUUUCUCUCGGAUGUUUGGCUGGACCAUCCUCAGACGUUUCAUCAAUUGGAAAAACUGUUUGGGCAAAUGGAGCAAUUUUGCCCCCCAAUUGCUUUUGUGUUUCUCGGCGACUUCAUGUCCGAGUCGCAUGGCAGUGAGACUCUAAACGAGCUGAGGAAACUGUUUAAAAGGCUGACGGAGCUCAUUCUACGAUACUCUUCGUUAGUUACGACCAGCCAGUUUGUUUUCGUGCCAGGCUUGGGCGAUCCGUGCACGCCCCAUAUUGCCCCCCGGCUGGCACUACCAAACUUUGUAACGGACGAAAUGGGGCAGGCUUUGCCCAAUGCGACUUUCGCCUCCAAUCCGUGCCGGAUUCAGUAUUGCACUAAGGAAAUCGUCGUUUUCCGGGCGGAUGUUUUGGCCAAGUUCCUGCAAGGAACGUUGUAUAAACCCGCCAAGCAGGAGAUCUCGAAAGCCGUAACCAGAACGAUCAUCGGCCAGGGGCAUUUGUGCCCCGUUAGUCUGAACGCUCUAAACGUUCACUGGGACUUUGACUAUUGCAUGUCGCUCUAUCCCCUGCCUGAUCUGGUGGUUAUUGGCGAUAAAUCAGAGGCCUACAAGGAUCAUUACAAGAACUGCAUCGUCAUGAACCCGGGUCAGUUUUGUACGGGGGAGUUUGGCUUCAAAAUGUAUUAUCCGGCCAAGGAUAUAGAGAGCGCGGUCGAGGACUGUGCCAUCGAUGAAGCUGAAACCGAGCCCAGCUAGUUAUGGAAUAAAUUUAAGGUAUUUCUUAGGUUUUUCGAUAACACCGCAUUAAAGCUGCUUUGGGUA